Molecule: messenger RNA, 1419 nt
Organism: Kluyveromyces marxianus DMKU3-1042
Lineage: Eukaryota; Fungi; Ascomycota; Saccharomycetes; Saccharomycetales; Saccharomycetaceae
Gene: LPL1
Product: putative hydrolase
Exons: 1
Coding region: 1-1419 (472 amino acids)
Molecular function (GO): monoacylglycerol lipase activity
Source: RefSeq, a predicted model, not a curated record
AUGCAACCUAAAAAGGCUGGGAGUUCUGACUCAAUGACAAAUGGUCCUAAUGAUCGCAAGAAACACUUGUUCAUACUUGUACAUGGCCUUUGGGGUAACCACAAGCAUAUGGACUCCAUUAAGGAGAUGAUGGAGAAAAAGCUGGACGGCAUCGAUGAUAUUGUGAUAUUCAAGCCCGAGAACUCUGGGUACAUCAAGACUCUCCAUGGGAUUCGGGUGGUGAGUUAUAAUGUCUUGGAUGAGAUUUGUCAGUUUGUGAAGGAUUAUGGUGUAGAAAGGUUUGACAGAGUGAGUAUGAUUGGAUAUUCAAUGGGAGGGCUAGUUUCUCGGUUUAUUAUUGGCAAGAUGGUUACUGAAUGUAAGGACAUUUUCGGAAAUAUGACACCAGUGAUCUUUAUGACGUUUGCCACACCUCAUCUUGGUGUUAAUUUCUUCCUUCCCGCAGAUGUCAAGAGGCGUACGGUAUAUCGUAGAGUACUGAAUACAGUUUUGACUGGGUUAGGGAAGACCAUCUUAGGCAGGAGUGGUUCUGAAAUAUUUAUUAGCAAUAAAAACGACCGGAUUUUAGUAGAUAUCUCUCAGGGUGAAUAUCUGUACGGAUUAUCGAGAUUUAAGCACCGUGUUUGUUUUGCAAAUGUAAAGAAUGAUAGAACUGUGGCAUUUUACACCGCUAUUAUUGGGAAUUGUGAUCCAUUCAUAGAGACUGCAAAUACCCUAGACUAUCGAUUUAAUCACGAUUUGCCAAUUGAUGUGAAUAAUUACCCAGUACAGCCUAGAAUUCUUGUUUUAGACGAAUUGGAUCCCACUGUAUACAGAGCUAAAGAGGAAAAGCCGCCUGUAUCGUUAAAGCAUCGUGUUAAUAGAAUAUUAUUUCUCAUGCUAUUACUGAUGGUAUUCCUUCCGCUUGCAAUUCUCAUAAAUACUUUCGGGACUUGCUAUAGUUACAUUACGACGUCACGUCACCAUGCUCUUUUGAAGAAAGGUCGUCAUAAAGUACAGUCUCAUGAAGAUAUGUUUACCUCGCUUAUGUCUUCUUUGAGGAGUAUGAUCGGGGACACAAUUAACGAUGAGCAAGAUAAAGGGCAAGAUAAUGACUCUGAUUGGUCGUUAGAUAAGAACACUCUAAGCCGUACAAUUACCAAUGACUCCGCUCUUAUGAACGACGCUUGGGAAAAGUUUAUCCAUUCUUACUCUAAAGUAUGGAGUCACGAUAAGUUCCCCAGUCUUCCUUUUGACGAAAGUAGAACUACAAUAUAUCAAAAUCUAUCGAAACUAAGUUGGAUUAGAAUACCGGUUUAUGUAAAAGCAAUGAACGCCCACGAUGGCAUCGUUGCAAGAAAGGGUUUGGACAAAGCAUCCCCAUACGGAGUGGCCAAUGUUAUGUUCGCAUGUGAAUUGAUUAACCAUUUGUUGGAAUAA